This is a messenger RNA of Lodderomyces beijingensis, 1818 nucleotides long. Lineage: Eukaryota; Fungi; Ascomycota; Pichiomycetes; Serinales; Debaryomycetaceae. The record is from the annotation of a GenBank genome assembly.
AUGUCGGGCAGGAUAGAAGUGCACUCGCUCAGCUCGACACUACCACCGUCUCAACCGCAGCCACAACCUCCUGCUGUGUCACCUACAAAAGAGGAUGCUUGUGUCGCUCCUGCGUCACGUCUGGACCAACUAGACUCGCCAGCCGAGGGAAACGCCAUGCAAAAGAGAAGUAGAGAAACGUCACCCUUGAAACCACCAAGAGAAGAAGAAGAAGAAGAAGAAGAAGAAGAAGAAGAAGAAGAAGAAGAAGAAGGAGAACAGGAAGCGUCAGCACCAGUUAAAAAAAGACAUCGACCAGCACCUUUGAAAUCGUUACCGAAGAUUGGCCACGCAGAAGUAGGGUUGAGAAUCGUUAGCCCCGGUUUACCCCCACUAAGCCACGAAAUGAAGUCAACGGUGCAGCUACUGCAUAAGAUCCAACAACAGCAACGCAAUUUGAUUGCCUCGCGCCAUCACGGUAACGAUACAAUUGACUCCGACGAUGGACAACCGCAGCAGAUCAAAAUUGAACACGUGCUGAACAGCAAAGAUGCCCCGAAUUCAGCCUCGUCUGUGUCUUCUAUAUCUUCUUCAUCAGCAGCUCCUUCAUCAUCGCCGACUUAUGCGUUGGACGAUUCUGAUCUUGACCGAUUGGCACAUUUAAAAGACAAGAGAUUGCGGAGAAAGAAUGUUCCUGCGCCGUUAAACAUCAACACUGCUUCAACUCAUGCACCGUUUGCUGCGCCUUCGAUUCAUUCAGCUCCAAUCAGGACAAUGAAUAGAAGAAUAGUGCACCAACAGUAUCGUCCUCAUCUACAAUUCCCACCCAUGCGACAGCAUUUCCAACAACAACAACAACAACAACAACAACUUGCUCAAUUGCCACCAAAUGUAGUAUACAGAUUCGGCAAUUCCUAUGUCACGUAUAACACCAGGCCACAACUUCCCAUGAGAGUUCGAAUGAUGCCAGCUACAACAACAGGCGCGACAACAGGAGUAACAACCACAGCAGCCAGCGCAACGAUGCCCCAUUUCCCGCUCCGCAACCCGGCACUAAGACAGCAGCAACAACAACAACAACAACAGCAAAACAAUAGAAGUGCACAAUUUAGACCUGGUGCCGGUGCAGUAACAGACGUAUUCACAGACCACCAUCAGAAAAUAGCCCCGCUCUCGUCACAGCCACUCAGUGCACAACGGGAGUUCUUUCGCACCGCUGGUAUCAACAGCAAAAAGCCCCGCGUGCCAUUUUACGAACGAGACGAUGUGCAGAGUGAUAAUGAAGACGUCACCGAGGAGGAAAUGCGCGAGAUGCAAUUAAAACAUGAUAACGCUACAAAGACGGUCCCGCAGAACCUCUCCGUUCCAAUGCCUAUCACCGUGGGUGGUAGUGGCAGAUCACCGGGGGAAGAAGUGUUUGGAAGUAUCAGUUUCAUGAAUGAAAGUUUAUUCAACUUCAGGAUCUUUGAAAAGAAGAGAUCGCAAGUUGGAAGUGGAGACCGAGGUGCUGGUGCUGGUGCUGGUGCUGGAGGUGCUGGUGCUGGAGGUGCUGGUGCAGAUGAAGAGAUGGAAAAAAUCGCAUUGCUGAGUUUCGGCUCAUCGAGUUCGUCGUCGAGUGCAGCUUCGAGCUCGACGACUUCGGAGUCGUCUACCGCCAUCACUGGCGCUAUCCACGACGUCACCCACGACGACAAUGGCUCGAAUGGAGAAACUGAAGAGCUGAAGGAUGGCGAUGUUGCUGAAGAUGAGCAACAUUGGCUAACUUACGAAAAGGAAAAAUUCUUGAAAAUUUGCGCAACUUGCUGGGAUGAGUUUGUCAAGACUAGAAGUCACCAUUAA